UCAGAGAUUGUCACUAUUCAUUAUAUCUUAGGUUAUGCUACCUUCUCAGAUCUAGCAGCCCUUUGCUACUGAAAUUGUGUGAGUGUUCCUAGUGCCCUACAUCAUGAAGGAGAGUAAGCUUUUCGGGAUUCCAAGUAUCUGAGCGCUCCGUACCUUUCUCUAGCACCCUCGUUAGUGGCCCCCAGAACUCCCAUCCUCCAUCCUCCAUCCCAUUAGGGCGUUCAUCCCCCAUAACCUGGGGAAAGAAGGUGGAAAUCCAGUGAGCUGAGUAUCAUUAUUGAACUACAAUUCCCAUAAAGCUUGGGGCGCCAGUCACAGUAGAGAAAAAGACCCCAGAGCCUUCUGGGAGUGGUAGUCCUAGGCUAGAAACGCAUCUGCGAGGCUGGCAGAGGCACCAAGCCAGAAUCCUGGUCCCCAAGGUCAAGGAAGGGAGGACGCUGAGGGCCAGAAGCCUGGUCCUGGGCUCUGAAAGCCAGAGGACCCCGGACUUUUCUUCCGGGGAUGCUGGAAUGAAGUUCUCCGUAAGGCGAGCACCCUGUGACGUCAUGGAGAAGUAGGCGGGUCUCCCUUUGUUGCAGCCCAAUCAGAAGCAGAGUUGAGAUUCUCCGCGGAGGCCCAAGUCCUAGGAAAUAUUUUUUUGGAAUUAGGAUCUCGGAAGAGGACGUGGCAGGAGUUCCUGGUGCAACCGGGAGCUCCCGUGACACAUAUCCCCUUUCGAAAGCUGUCAACUUCACGCAGCCAAACUGUCCCUCACAAAACCUGAGUUACAGUCGUGGGAAAUAUUAAGGCAGAAGGACGCGGCACUGGGUUCCUCACAGUCUGAAUGGGAUCCUGAGCGAAUCCUGGGUUUGAGGGCACAAGUCAAGGAUCAAGCGUCAGCUGCGGUUUGGGGUGAGAGGACCCUCCUGGAAUUUUCUCUACUGAGUGCUCUGGCUUCAAUGGGGCCGUGUUUUGCCCUCCCAUUGGCUGCACUGGCCUGCUUCCUGCUUCCAGCGGGCUGCUGUGUCAUAUGUGACACUCGUAUUCUUGCGGCUCUAAAGUCCCUGGAGACGGAUUAUCUGCCUAAACUCAUGGGUCCUGAUGAAGUGAAUCGCACGUAUGCUAUGAUAGUGCGGACCGUGAAGGGAUUCUCGGAUCUACCAUAUGCUAAGCAAACCUAUAUGGGGGCCAUUGGUGAGAAAAGAUAUGAAAUGGUGAUCACGAGUUUCCUGGAGAAUCUGAAAAACAUCACAGAAAGUAAAACAAAAGGGAAGCAGAGCGUUGAGAACCUGAAAGAGAUGUUGCGCCUUGAAAAGAUAAACUUUGCAUUCCACGCUUCUAUGUUUCAAAAAGAAGAUUAUUGUUCCAACAAAUGUGGCGUCAUGUUUCAGUCUUUGAUAUGGUGCGACUACUGCAGUAAGCAGAUUCAACUUUGUAAGAAGAAGACCGAAGAAUGUGGGGAUCGUGUUGAGGAGAUCCAUGAACACGAAGCUUUAAACUUGAACUGUUUUCUCGAUUGGCACAAAGAAGCUGUUGGCCUCACGAACUACGUCUUUUACAGGGUUUGGGAGAACGAUUCUGAGACCGAGCUGUACAGAGGGAAGGAUCCAGUCUUUAAUAGGCCCUCCGCGUCUGUGAACGAUAGUGGCAGGUACCGCUGUGAGCUGGGCACUGUUUACAACAGGCCUUCCACGAUCAUUCAUUUUCUUGUCACAGUGCUUCCCCGUGACCUGCAGGGCUGGAAGCCAACGGGUGAAUUCGCCCCGGCUAAGACGGAGGAGGGGAAGAAAGAAGUAACCCCGAGCCCAGAACCGGAGACCACGACUGCCAAGCACCUGGAGGUUAAGAGUAUGCUGAAAGGGCGCAUCUAUGGCCUGCUUAUCUGCUUACUUAUAAUCCUGAUAGCAGCCAUUAUCUUCUGGCUAGUCACUCGGAAAAGGAAGAAAACUAAACCAAAGUCCUCACAGGCCAGCAUUGAUAGUAAAAGUUCUAAGAUAUCAAGGAAAAUGUCUUCAAAAUUGCAGAAGAAAUAA
This is a messenger RNA of Marmota monax (woodchuck), 2012 nucleotides long. RefSeq names its product izumo sperm-egg fusion protein 1-like. The transcript has 10 exons. The coding region runs from base 939 to 2012 and encodes 357 amino acids. Gene Ontology annotation, biological process: sperm-egg recognition; heterotypic cell-cell adhesion; fusion of sperm to egg plasma membrane involved in single fertilization. The record is from RefSeq and is a predicted model, not a curated record. Gene Ontology annotation, molecular function: signaling receptor binding; protein binding involved in heterotypic cell-cell adhesion. NCBI's taxonomy places the organism in Eukaryota, Metazoa, Chordata, Mammalia, Rodentia, Sciuridae. Gene Ontology annotation, cellular component: acrosomal membrane; plasma membrane.